AAAAAUUUCAUUUCCAGUUAGAUUUCUCUUAGAUUUUCUUUUCUUAAUUAUUGUUAAGAGAUGGAUUUUCAUAGAAUGAAGAGAAAGGAACUGCAGGGGUUGUGUAAAAAGCACCGCGUCCCGGCAAAUUUAACCAACCGUGAAAUGGCGGAUCGUUUGGCUUCCAUUUUUAAGGAAAAUCAAGAUCCUGUUUCGUUAGAAGAGUUGAGCUCAAUUCCAAAAGAAAGAUGUAGCGAGGAUAAAGCUAAUGCUGUCAAAAAGAAGGUAAAGAAAGUUAGGUUUAGUCCUGACGAUCAAACCAUCGAGGAUGAGGAUUCUGGCUAUCAUCAGCUUAAGAGAAGGUCUAGGAGGCAAACACUGUCCAAUAAUCCUGUCCAGGUACUUAAAAAUGCUGUAAGUGAAGAUAUUAAAAAGUUUGAGGGCUGCCAAUCAAGAGUCACAAGGUCUAGAGUGCAAAAUGCAGUUGAAGAAGAAAUAAAUACUGUUUCUUCCUCCUGUUGGGAGAAAGAGAGGGAGGGGAUGCAAGAAGAAUAAAGCUGCCGAGGUGCUUAAUAUUGGUGAUACCGAGG
Molecule: messenger RNA, 569 nt
Organism: Hibiscus syriacus
Lineage: Eukaryota; Viridiplantae; Streptophyta; Magnoliopsida; Malvales; Malvaceae
Exons: 2
Coding region: 61-534 (157 amino acids)
Source: RefSeq, a predicted model, not a curated record